AUGAAAGUUAGUAACAAUACAUCAAAAUUAAUUAGACUCAAAAACCACAUCCACCAAAUUAUUAGUCUACUUCAACAACAACAACAACAACAACAACAACAACAACAACAACAACAACAACAACAACAACAACAACAACAACAACAGCAUCAACAAUAA
This is a messenger RNA of Dictyostelium discoideum AX4, 159 nucleotides long. RefSeq lists its product as hypothetical. The transcript has a single exon. Bases 1 to 159 code for a protein of 52 amino acids. The record is from RefSeq and is a predicted model, not a curated record. Lineage: Eukaryota; Evosea; Eumycetozoa; Dictyosteliales; Dictyosteliaceae.